UUGUAAUAAUUCUCAAUCUUCUGAAGACAUGAAUUCUGUUGAAGUUACUGAACCUCGUACUGAUAAUGAAGUCAGUAAUAAAAAUACAGAUUUAACAAUUCAUCGCGAAUCUCGUAGCCGAGAACGAACUCUGAUAAAGGAUAAGAUUUUGGUUAAAUCUUGUCAAAUUCGUUACCUUCAAAAAGAUGUAAUGAAUGGUUGGCGUUUAGCGCUGAAAUUUCAAGAGAAAUUAAUAUUGGGACAGUGGAAUGCAAUGUGUCAGAGCCCGAAGAAAUUAAUAAUUGAGAACGACAUGACUGCCAAGGUUUAUAAUGAUAACAUAUACAUAUAAGAAUAUUCCAGCUUUAAUUAAUGCAUGAAACAAGCAUGUUUUAUUUUAAUAUUCAGGAUUUAAAGUAUCGCAGGAAGUUAACUAUUCACAUUUUUUCACGUUUUCAAAUAUAUUUCACCUUUGAUAUCAA
Messenger RNA from Leptopilina boulardi, 461 nucleotides. RefSeq lists its product as uncharacterized. The record is from RefSeq and is a predicted model, not a curated record. Lineage: Eukaryota; Metazoa; Arthropoda; Insecta; Hymenoptera; Figitidae. The coding region runs from base 29 to 331 and encodes 100 amino acids. The transcript has 2 exons.